AUGGAGAAUAGCCUCCACACCCAUUUUAACAACAUGGACGCAUAUUCCAAUUUAAUAGAAAUGGGCUUCACUCAUGAAGCAAUCGAAAUGGCACUUGAAGAAGGAUGCUCAACUACGGAAGAAGUUGUUGAUUUCCUCUGCAGACAACCUAGAAAUUUCAAACCCGGAACUCUACGCCUUCCAAGGUCGCGAAGAUCCCAAUUUGAUCGCCUUCCAUUUAUACCAUCAGAAGCACUUAUUGAUUUGCAGCCUGGUCCUAUUUCCUCAUUUUCUACAACCGAGAAUCGGGCGGAGGUGCCUGAAGAGGAACAUAUGGUUCGCUCCCGCUAUAGUCUUCGCAAACCAUCGCCAAAUAAACAACAGGCGGAGGCUAGCAAGCUGGCAGCAGAUUUGCGAAGGGAGAAACAGUUGGCCAUCGAAACGCGUCUUCGGAUUCGGAGAGAAAUUGAGGAGGAAAGGGCACUCAGAGCUCAGAAAGCAAAUGAACGUGAACAACAACCGGGUGACAAGCUAACAGUUCCCGCUGCAACGGACACUACCCAGGCUGCUUCUGUAUCCGAGACCUCCUCGCAACUCAAAAUUCGAGUUACCAUGCCAUCCCAUUGGCCCUCAUCUUCCUCCCCAUUGAUCGGUCAGUUUGAUCGAGCCAGCGCAACCCAGGCAGACCUGGAAAACUUUGUUCAGAAUCUUCUCAUGGGUAUUUCGACAGAUGAACACGAGCAAUUGACGUUGUGUCUUCCUUGCAUCCAUUUGUCCACCGUGGGGACACCACGACGUCAGUUGAACCAUGAAUCGACAAGGAACACCCGUCUGGUUGAUCUCGGUAUCAUCCAAAAUACCCGUGUACACGUAUCUCAUGACCCAGCGGAAUGUCCCGCAAGCCACGUAUCAGAGCCAGCUGCUGAACCGAUGGUGCUGUCUACCUCCCCUUCGAGACCGUCUAGUCCUGAGCCCACUUUACCACCAUCACAGACCCCAAAUCAAAUUCGUAUUCCGCCCCCACCUCCGCCGCCACCGCCACCACCACUCCAGAAUUCGAACUCAGGACCCAACUCCCAAAUCCCGCCUAGGAAUUCGCAUCCUCCAGGCAGAUCUGGUUCAGCUGCAAUCUGGCGCGCUUUACAACCACGACCACUGUUAGAUCCCCCCUUGACGGGAAUCUACAGACAUAAAGACAUUCCAAGUCUCCAUCGUCUCUGUCUCAAGUCAGUGGUUAGUCUGGUGGAGGCUGCGACAGAGGGUGGCAGUCGAUUUGACAUUCAUACCAAGUUGGAUCGGCUAACAGAGCUACGACAUCGUGGUGCGGUGACGGCUCUUCGCUUUCUCACUUCCGGCGUCUUUCCUCUGCCUCAAAAUCUUGGCGCUGAAAUUGUGACGAAACUUUGCGCCAACCUCACCUUCAACGUGGCAUCUGCUAGUCUACUGAAAAAUUUUAUUUGCAAUCUCAACCUCAAGCAUUAUAGCAUGGUGUCGAGUGAAUUGGUGACUACCCUUGUCAGAAAUUGGUUCUGUUUGACAAAUCUGGAUUUGGGUGGCCAGCUCAAUUACAUCAGUCCCUAUGCCAUUCAGGAAAUCGGCGAAUUGAAAAACCUUCGAGUUCUUUGUUUGGACGGAUCCAAUGGUGUCGAUAAUAACACAAUUAAUGCAAUCGCAACGCUUCCUAACUUGGAGGUCCUAAAAAUUUCGCGAACCAACGUCACCAACGAUGGUUGGCGGCAACUUGAAUCUCUGUAUGGAUUUGGAAGUCAGUCGGUCGCUCCAUUGCGUUGUCUGUCUGUUUCGGAUACCUAUUUACACGAUGUCGGUCUCUGUUCCAUUGUUAAACUCUUUCCAGGGCUACUAAAACUCGAAAUUGAUGGAACCAAGGUCAACGGCAUCGCGCCGGUCGUGAGUCGGGUGACUCCGUUGGCCCACCUUCGCUAUCUCAGUGUGAAUGCCACGAGCCUACUCUGCCUCCCGCCCUGUCUCCUUCCCCCACUCACAGUCAGUCGUAACGGUCUAACUCGGAUUGAUCUCCGUCACUGCUUUGACCUUCGAGUAGAAAAAUUUUUGGGUCAAAUAUUGGGUCAGCCAAUUGCCUACCUCAAUGGCUUUUUCAGCCACGAGAAAAUGUCUUUCCAGUGUCUUCAUUCCCUUGCUGAUCUACACCUUCCCCUCGCAGAGGUGGAUUUAACUGCAGUAAACAGAUAUAAGGAACUUUCACUGUUGCGUCUUUGUGGACUUUUGAAAGAGUUCACGACUCCUCAACUUUCCAGCCUCUUUCUACCAAGAGGAUCCAUUAGCAGUGUUGAAGAGGGCUCUCUCGACGAGUUGAUGGAGAGCCUGGCCUCGAUGAAAAAUCUACACUAUCUGGAUUUUGGGGAUCAGGCAGGGCUCCUAACGCCGCAACAGCUCUUCACAUUGGUUGGGCGUAUGCCUUCGCUCGGAUGUGUGGUCGCUCGAAAUUUGACAGCGGAACAGGAGAGCUGGUUGCAACGUGGCUUGCCGACACAGUGCCGUCUGAGGGUUCAGAAACACACGAUUAUCGACAGUGGAAAUAACUUGGCCGUCUUCAGUGGCAAUGACUAUCACCAAGCCAGUUCGUCAUUCUCCCAACGCAAAGACAAACCCCUGACGACCUUCCAUCCCAACCUUUGUAUCAGCCUUUCCCGUCGUGUUACCUGGCUUAGCGUGAAUUGUUCUGGCAGCCUCCUCCUUCUUGCCUAUGGCUCCUCUAUCCAACUGCUCAACAUUCAACUGCUGUCUGCUCAAUCUCCCCACGGUCUUCUUGGAGACACUUUGGAUAUUCCCAACGCGGAAGGGACCAUUCGAGAUAUGGCAUGGAAUCCUGCGGAUAAGCACCGAUUUGCCCUAGUUACGACCGCUGGUUCUGUCCGCAUGUUCUCAGUAAACCCGCUACAGAAGCCUCAUAUCAAUUCAGUGGGAUGUUUACCUGCUUCGGUUAAUGCACGAUGCCUUUCGUGGAGUCCUAAGGGCAAGCAGCUAGCGUUGACGCUGACUGGCACUCUUUCAGAGUCAACAGCAGCGGCUGCGGCGACCAAUUCCACCUCUAUCGUGCAGGUGGAUCACGACCUUAAGGUAAAGCGGGUCAUUCCCAUCGAUGCACUGCUUAAGGAGCAUCUCGAAGACCUCACCGAACCCCGACCAAUCGACAUUCUGUGGACCUCCUCCUAUUGCUUCCUUUUGGGUGUGACGGACGCCGCUUCGGCAAAAGAGAUGCGCCUCGUCUUCAUAACAGUUCUGCCUAAAUCGGAGCCACGGUUGGGAAAACUGCCUGAGUUCACGAGUUUUGGUGGUGGGCUCUGCCGUUACCUGAUGUGUCUUGUACCCAAUUCCACCACACUGGCAACGGUGACGUGGUUACCUGAUGCAGAAGAGUGCUACCUCCUUGACGUUCCCUCCAUUACGGCGUCAAAUGGAAGUCCACCUGCCGAUAGUCUUCCAAAGCUGAUUAAACCACUUCCCCUCCCCACUGAUAGCUAUCCAAUCGCGAUGCAUGUGGGUGCCCUGCUUGAUUCACCGGAUCCCCUGCCCCUCAUUAUCGGUUUGUUGGCGAACGGGGCUGUUUUUGCUUUCAAAAUUCUUCCUGCAAGGAUUUCUCAAGCAGAGGGUUCAUGUAACGUCUUCGCGGGCUUUCGAAUGUGGUGCGGAUCAGCUGACAAACCUCCACAGCUACCAUCCGGUAACAGUGGUCAUGACCUCAAUUUUGAAUAUACUGAUGGAUUACUGCUUUUAGAUGGAACGGUGGCCAAGACAACUUCAGUGGUAGCAACAAAAUCAGGGGCUACAACAACCAAUUCGGCAACGCUGUUCCCUGCCACUGCCUUUGGAUCGCUCUUUGGAAAAGCAGCUACCACUGCUUCAUCAACGCCUACCGUUGCAACAGACUCCUCUGUUGUGUCGUGGUUCGAAAAACCUGCCACUAUCAAUUUAGGCACACCAUCGGGGUUCAUCAACAAGACAUCUCCCAAAACGCCCUCUGGAAAGCCUGCUGCCACCGGCAACCCAUCUGCUACUUCGACCGUUACCACUGCUGCAACCAGAGGCGUCAAGCCCACCAAUACAGCUGUCGCCAACCAUCCGCCUCUCGAUACUGGUGAGAACCCAACUGCAGAGCCGUCUGCACCAACUCAGUCAAUAAUGGAGGCGGCCAACCACUUUUGGAAGGCGCUGAGAUCACAAGCAGAGACCUCGGCGCGUGCAUGGAGCCACCUGCAGUCUGUAUUCGAGGGGAAUUCAUUAAAUCUUCAGCAGAAGGGCGAUGAGGUUGGAGUGAGGCGGGGAGUGUGGGACAUUGAGCAGAGUCUCAACAACAUGGACGAUUUUUUGUGUGUUGUGGAGGAGAUCACUACAGAGCUUCGGAAGGCCUCUCAACUCUCUGUAAAUGAGCAGGCUGCUUCCGCGGACUAUUUGGAUCGUCUGAGUGCCGAUUUUGAUGCUUUUCGCCACCGCAUUAGUGAUAAGCAUCGAGUCAUCGUUGCCGCAGGACUGGAUCCCGGAGCCGCGGCUACGUUAGCCUCGCUUCGGCGCAAAUCUCGUGCAGCCGAGAGCUUUUUAGCUGAACUUGAGGAUCAGGUGGAGAGUCUUUCCGCCCAGUUGGACGCUCGAAACGAGCGAAAUAAUCGGUUGAUGAGCGGGAGUAAAUUGAGCUUGCCCAUGGGUGACGUUGGAAGUCCAUUGGACAAGAUUCAAGCAACCAUCGCCACGAACGCGCGUCUCAUCAAGUGUGAACGCUAUCGACUAGAACUUAUAGCUCGCAUGGCUGGAAUAUCUCUUUCUGACUGUUCGGCCAAUAAAUGGAGAAAUACCUCCACGUUGGCCCCUUCGUUAGGCGGUUCCGCAAUUAGUGUGGACCGUGAGCAGAAGGAUGCCCGACUCUAUCGUCUGCUGUGUGGCGGAGACAGGUGCAAGACGAAGACAAGAGCGGGGAAAAGUACUGGGCCGGAACGACUUCCAGUGGCCAAGGCAUCGUCGACAGUGGCGGAAGUGGUGGAGUUGAUGCGGAAGGAAAGGGAGAAGGAGGAUGCUCAACCACCGAAGUCGACACCAAAAUCUGCUGGCAGGAUACCACUGAAACCAUCAGGAUCGUCGAGUUCUCCCAAGGCUGCAUCGCAGAUGAAUUUGCCUGGUCAGCAGAAGAAUCUUGAAAUUUCCAAACUUCUCGUUUCUGCCGCUUCAGUUCCACCUGUUACACUGGCGAGUGGCUACCCCACUUCAAAGGCCAAUGGAUUCAGUUUCGCCACAGCAACAGAGAACAUUCUCACAUCUACUCCUGUUCAGAAGGUCACCGAGAAAUCACAGCCUCCCAAAGUUGCUGUUUUUUGUCUUUCCACGAAAGUGCUUCCUAUGGGCAAAUCAGAGGCACCUUUGGCCGCACCAAGUUUAGUCGGCGGUGCCGUGCCAGUAACAUCCUCUCAAAAACCACCCUUCUCCGGAGUGGCACCUUUGUCGAAAUCACCUAUGUUUACUCCCUCUGCAUCAAAGUCGCUCACCUCGCCCACUCGUGUAACCCCUACAGCGUCACCUACUACAAAGGUGUUCGGAGCUCCGAUUGGCGAUUUGGGCGUGGAAAACUUUAAACCGCUCUCCUCGAGGCUUCCAUCGCCAACGAACGUUCCAGAUGCAGCUUCAACUGGUGUGUGUGCUGUUUCUGUGUCGCGGAAAUCUCCCCCUUUCACAUCGCCUUCCAUCCCAACCGCUGCUCAAACUUCCGCAACCACCACCGCUUAUUCUACCACAAAUUUGGAUGCUGCAAGCAGAAGUACAGUUGUCACCACUGCUGCGACCAGUCAGCCAAAUCAAGUAUUCGGGAACGUUGUUGUGGCUACUACUACUACUGGUGCUGCCGUUAGUCAACCUAGCCAAGUACUUGGGACCACUGUUUCUACUGUUGCUGCUGUCGCUGCUUCUAGCGAAUCCGGGCACAUGUCUGGGACCGCUGUUGCCACUACUGCUGCCGCCACUCAACCGGGCAAAUUGUUUGGGACCACCAGCGUUGCCACUGUCUCCACUAGUCAACCAAAUCCAGUCUUCGGAACCACCGUUACUACGACAGCACCAAGUACCUCACCGAUUCAAGUUUUUGGAAGUGCUGUUGCUACAACUGCUGAUAGUCAGCCAGGCCGAGGGUUUGGUGAGUGUCCUCUCACUUCCACCAACGCCUUGUCCAUUUCCGACACAAAUCUGAUGGCAGUUUGUCCUCACUUUGUAGGUCAAUCAUCCGCCACUGCAUCAACUCAACCAGUCGUGGCACUUUUUGGCCAGUUCGCCUCUCCCGCCUCUGCUCAAGGUGGUGGCUUGUUCGGCCAACCCGCUACUCCCACUUCCACACAAGCUGGUAAUGUAUUCGGUCAGUCUCCAGCUCCUGCCACUGCUCAGACUGGUAACUUGUCUGCUCAAUCCGGCCAAACUGGAGGAGGUUUAUUUGGAUCACCUGUUACCACGAAUGGGCAAUCUACUGGUUUAUUUGGUAUGCCCACAACUCUUCCAUCACUUGUAUAUCGAAAUUGUCUCGGUGAAAUUUUGCCCCUUUUCCACCUAGGUCAGUCUCCUGUCCCCACAUCUAGUCAGUCAGGUGGAUUAUUUGGCCAACCAGCAGCUGGCCCUGCGGCUCCAACUGGUGGACUAUUUGGUCAUACUGCAACUGUCACUGCACCCCCAACUGGUGGACUGUUCGGUCAGUUACCUGCCAGCAAUGCACCUGCAUCUGGUGGAUUGUUUGGUCAACUCUCCACCGCUCCCACUGGACAAGCAGGUGGACUAUUUGGCAACACUUCAACAAAUGGGGGAGGAGUAAGCAAUCUCUUCGCCUCUUCCAAACUCGCAGAAGGCAGCACUGGUACACUUUUUGGUACCUCAGCUACUGCCUCCACCACAACCAUCACCACUACCAAUGCGGCCUCAUCUUCUCUCCAGCUCGUCUCCAAUGUUAGCAACCUCUUCGCAAUGUCCAACUUCGGACUGGGCUUGACAUCCAAGUCAGAUUCCACUACCAAUGCCAACGUCUUUGGCAAACCCUCCACUGCGGAAGCCCCCUCAACCUUGAAUACCACUAAUUUUCCCGCACGGAACCUCUUUGGUUCUUCACUAUCUCCUUCUGCACCUGUAAACCUCACUGCAACAGCAAAAGCGGGUGGUUUGUUUGGCCCUUCAACACUAAGCAGUAGCAGUGGUGGAGGUCUUUUCUCCAAUCAGACGACUGCUGCUGCAAUCCCCACCACCACCAGCAGCAGCAGUGUUGUUGGCGGUGGUGUUGGUGGUCUGUUCAGUGGAAGUGGUGGACUUUUCAGCAACCCUUCUUCUGCCACGGCCGGUGGUCCGCUCUUUGGUGGACCUGCGUUCGGCAGUAGUGGUGGUAGCCCUGGAGGGUUGUUCUCCUCCUCCAGCGUUGGUAGCGGUGGUAGUGGUGGUGGAUUGUUUGGCUCGCCUUCGACCUCGUCUCCUGCAGCAGGUGGAUUCGGUGGCGCGCCGAGUUUCGGAGCUCCCGCAGUGUUUGGGGGAAGCCCAUUUGGAGGAAUGGUUGGAGCUGGCAAUCCUUCAACUGGUGCCACUGCUGGCGCUGGUGGCGGAGCUGGCGGCCUUUUUGCUUCUCUGGGAAGCUCCUCGGGUGGGGUUAGUUUCGGAGGCCUCGCAAACUCUGCAGCUCAAGCACCGACCACUCCCAUCUUUGGAGAUGAGACUGUGAUUACAUUGGUGCUCGAGGCAUCGGAGACCACUUCAACGAAGAAGAGUAAGAGAUUGAAGAAGGAAGUAGAGAGUGAGGAUGAUCAUGAGGAGGUGGACACUCCACCGGAUUUUUACUUGAAAUCUGCCAAAUACUGGAGCGGCGUGGACGCGACAGUGAAUGGGAUGCUGGGUGGUCUGAGCCGGGUGCAUCGACCCGACAUUGCUGGCUCGAAGUCUAUCCUCGCCCGCUUUGGUCCGAGUCUGCGAGAGUGUGCAUUGGACUGCGGAGCAGGCAUCGGACGCAUCACAAAGCACCUUCUGCUGCCCCACUUCACUACCGUAGAUAUGGUGGAGAUGACAGGCAAGUUCCUCGAUGCCUCCUCAGCCUACAUCGGUCGGCCCAAUGCGGACCGUGUUGGCAACCGAUUUUGCUGUGCGUUGCAGGAUUUCACUCCGCCAGAGGGACGCUACGAUAUAAUUUGGGUGCAAUGGGUUAUCGGAUAUCUGACACUGUCUGCAACAGUCGAAUUUCUUCGUCGCUGCGUGGCCGGACUGCGACCGUGCGACUCCACAGCCACAGGUACAGCCACAGACCCAGUGGGUCAAUCAGUAAUUGUGCUGAAGGACAAUGUUUUUCCAGGUGCGAAGUCAGACUUCGAUGAGGUGGACAGCAGUUUUAUGCGAACGCAUGACGAGCUGUUGGAGGUAUUUCGGAAGGCGAGACUUCGAGUGCUGCUGGAUGAGAGGCAGACAAACAUGCCAUCCUACAUUUGUCCGAUUUAUGCCUUUGUACUAGUUCCUCAGGACGAGUAG
Echinococcus granulosus is the source of this 8478-nucleotide messenger RNA. Its product is annotated as Methyltransferase-like protein 11A. The record is from RefSeq and is a predicted model, not a curated record. The transcript is spliced from 59 exons. Lineage: Eukaryota; Metazoa; Platyhelminthes; Cestoda; Cyclophyllidea; Taeniidae. The coding region runs from base 1 to 8478 and encodes 2825 amino acids. Gene Ontology annotation, molecular function: protein binding; N-terminal protein N-methyltransferase activity. Gene Ontology annotation, cellular component: cytoplasm. Gene Ontology annotation, biological process: N-terminal protein amino acid methylation.